AUGGCACCAAACGUACUAGGACAAUUAACAAUGAUCGAAGCGACAUCGACACUGUUACGUUUCUAUAACGACAAACACGUCUUGUCGCUAUUGACAGUUAUGGUGCGUCCACCGCGGUAUCGCCGCAUACAAAAAGAGCUUCCUGAACGGGAGGUUAUCACAGAACCAGCCCGACGCUCCAUUUACGACGUUCUUCAAACGAAUCUGAAGAUCGCAAAAAGGGUCUGCUACAUCCACCGACUGAUGUACAUAGGAGAGCACAACUUCUCGGUCGGCGACGUGGUCGAAGUCAUGGAAAAGAAUUACAAACAGACUAAUAGUGGAUACGGCACCGAGCCCCUGUCUGGCAUUUUGCUACAUUACUCGAAAUACUUUUGCUGUAUAGUAGAAGGCUCAGAGGAAGCGAUCGCGAAACACUUGCAUCUACUCUUCCACACCCAUGAAAAGGAUCUAAACAAUGUCAAGCUUUUGUCGCCGAUUCACCACGUGAAAGCGCGUUUUUUGAAUGAGUGGAUGUCGUACUACGGUCGACCCCCAGAAAGAGUGGAGGACAUCGACGCGGAGAGCAACCUGGAGAACUCGAUGAGAUACGUCACCGAAUGCUGCGAGAAGCUGUACCGCUUCGCGAACGCUUUCAUCAGCGAUCAAAUGAAAUUAAGAGCGGCAAAGGAAGAAGAGGAAAAAGACGACGAGAUCCCGCUACCCGGAAGUAAACCUCGUUCUCGCAGCUUGGUCGAAAGAGACAUAUACAGUGUCCACCUCCCAGAGAUAAAACUCUUGGAUUUUUUAACGUCGUGCAAAUACUUGAAAACUUUGAGUCAGUAUUACAAAUAUUACGAAUACAUUGGACAGUCGCAAGACUAUCGCUUUAAAACGUGGCCCGCCCCCAAGAACUUCGUCCCUUACGAUAUUUUCGACGAAACGUACGACCCUAUCACGGAUCUCCCAGUUGCGGCAGGGCAAGCCCCAGUAAUACACAAAGAAGACGACACGUCCCAGUCAGAAACGGAGUCGAUUAACGCCAGAACGGAAACGUAGUUUUAUUUACGAAUAUUAACAAACGAAU
Molecule: messenger RNA, 1066 nt
Organism: Zophobas morio
Lineage: Eukaryota; Metazoa; Arthropoda; Insecta; Coleoptera; Tenebrionidae
Exons: 6
Coding region: 1-1038 (345 amino acids)
Source: RefSeq, a predicted model, not a curated record